GUUCCCGGAUUUUUGUGGGCGCCUGCCCCGCCCCUCGUCCCCCUGCUGUGUCCAUAUAUCGAGGCGAUAGGGUUAAGGGAAGGCGGACGCCUGAUGGGUUAAUGAGCAAACUGAAGUGUUUUCCAUGAUCUUUUUUGAGUCGCACUUGAAGUACCACCUCCCGAGGGUGAUUGCUUCCCCAUGCGGGGUAGAACCUUUGCUGUCCUGUUCACCACUCUACCUCCAGCACAGAAUUUGGCUUAUGCCUACUCAAUGUGAAAAUGAUGAGGAUGAAAACCUUUGUGAUGAUCCACUUCCACUUAAUGAAUGAUGGCAAAGCAAAGCCAUAUUCAAGGCCACAUGCAAAGCUACUCCCUGAGCAAAGAGUCACAGAUAAAACGGGGGCACCAGUAGAAUGGCCAGGACAAACGCAGUGCAGCACAGAGACUCAGACCCUGACAGCCAUGCCUGCGCAGGCAGUGAUGAGAGUGACAUGUACUGUUGUGGACAUGCACAAAAGCGAGUGUGCACCGGCACAGACAUGAAGCUGCGGCUCCCUGCCAGUCCCGAGACCCAUCUGGACAUGCUCCGCCACCUCUACCAGGGCUGCCAGGUGGUGCAGGGAAACCUGGAACUCACCUACCUGCCCACCAAUGCCAGCCUGUCCUUCCUGCAGGAUAUCCAGGAGGUGCAGGGCUACGUGCUCAUCGCUCACAACCAAGUGAGGCAGGUCCCACUACAGAGGCUGCGGAUUGUGCGAGGCACCCAGCUCUUUGAGGACAACUAUGCCCUGGCCGUGCUAGACAAUGGAGACCCGCUGAACAAUACCACCCCUGUCACAGGGGCCUCCUCAGGAGGCCUGCGGGAGCUGCAGCUUCGAAGCCUCACAGAGAUCUUGAAAGGAGGGGUCUUGAUCCAGCGGAACCCCGAGCUCUGCUACCAGGACACGAUUUUGUGGAAGGACAUCUUCCACAAGAACAAUCAGCUGGCUCUCACACUGAUAGACACCAACCGCUCUCGGGCCUGCCACCCCUGUUCUCCGGUGUGUAAGGGCUCCCGCUGCUGGGGAGAGAGUUCUGAGGAUUGUCAGAGCCUGACACGCACUGUCUGUGCCGGUGGCUGUGCCCGCUGCAAGGGGCCACUGCCCACUGACUGCUGCCAUGAGCAGUGUGCUGCCGGCUGCACGGGCCCCAAGCACUCUGACUGCCUGGCCUGCCUCCACUUCAACCACAGUGGCAUCUGUGAGCUGCACUGCCCAGCCCUGGUCACCUACAACACAGACACGUUUGAGUCCAUGCCCAAUCCCGAGGGCCGGUAUACAUUCGGCGCCAGCUGUGUGACUGCCUGUCCCUACAACUACCUUUCUACGGACGUGGGAUCCUGCACCCUCGUCUGCCCCCUGCACAACCAAGAGGUGACAGCAGAGGAUGGAACACAGCGGUGUGAGAAGUGCAGCAAGCCCUGUGCCCGAGUGUGCUAUGGUCUGGGCAUGGAGCACUUGCGAGAGGUGAGGGCAGUUACCAGUGCCAAUAUCCAGGAGUUUGCUGGCUGCAAGAAGAUCUUUGGGAGCCUGGCAUUUCUGCCGGAGAGCUUUGAUGGGGACCCAGCCUCCAACACCGCCCCGCUCCAGCCAGAGCAGCUCCAAGUGUUUGAGACUCUGGAAGAGAUCACAGGUUACCUAUACAUCUCAGCAUGGCCAGACAGCCUGCCUGACCUCAGCAUCUUCCAGAACCUGCAAGUAAUCCGGGGACGAAUUCUGCACAAUGGCGCCUACUCGCUGACCCUGCAAGGGCUGGGCAUCAGCUGGCUGGGGCUGCGCUCGCUGAGGGAACUGGGCAGUGGACUGGCCCUCAUCCACCAUAACACCCACCUCUGCUUCGUGCACACGGUGCCCUGGGACCAGCUCUUUCGGAACCCGCACCAAGCUCUGCUCCACACUGCCAACCGGCCAGAGGACGAGUGUGUGGGCGAGGGCCUGGCCUGCCACCAGCUGUGCGCCCGAGGGCACUGCUGGGGUCCAGGGCCCACCCAGUGUGUCAACUGCAGCCAGUUCCUUCGGGGCCAGGAGUGCGUGGAGGAAUGCCGAGUACUGCAGGGGCUCCCCAGGGAGUAUGUGAAUGCCAGGCACUGUUUGCUGUGCCACCCUGAGUGUCAGCCCCAGAAUGGCUCAGUGACCUGUUUUGGACCGGAGGCUGACCAGUGUGUGGCCUGUGCCCACUAUAAGGAUCCUCCCUUCUGCGUGGCCCGCUGCCCCAGCGGUGUGAAACCUGACCUCUCCUACAUGCCCAUCUGGAAGUUUCCAGAUGAGGAGGGCGCAUGCCAGCCUUGCCCCAUCAACUGCACCCACUCCUGUGUGGACCUGGAUGACAAGGGCUGCCCCGCCGAGCAGAGAGCCAGCCCUCUGACGUCCAUCAUCUCUGCGGUGGUUGGCAUUCUGCUGGUCGUGGUCUUGGGGGUGGUCUUUGGGAUCCUCAUCAAGCGACGGCAGCAGAAGAUCCGGAAGUACACGAUGCGGAGACUGCUGCAGGAAACGGAGCUGGUGGAGCCGCUGACACCUAGCGGAGCGAUGCCCAACCAGGCGCAGAUGCGGAUCCUGAAAGAGACGGAGCUGAGGAAGGUGAAGGUGCUUGGAUCUGGCGCUUUUGGCACAGUCUACAAGGGCAUCUGGAUCCCUGAUGGGGAGAAUGUGAAAAUUCCAGUGGCCAUCAAAGUGUUGAGGGAAAACACAUCCCCCAAAGCCAAUAAAGAAAUCUUAGACGAAGCAUACGUGAUGGCUGGUGUGGGCUCCCCAUAUGUCUCCCGCCUUCUGGGCAUCUGCCUGACAUCCACGGUGCAGCUGGUGACACAGCUUAUGCCCUAUGGCUGCCUCUUAGACCAUGUCCGGGAAAACCGCGGACGCCUGGGCUCCCAGGACCUGCUGAACUGGUGUAUGCAGAUUGCCAAGGGGAUGAGCUACCUGGAGGAUGUGCGGCUUGUACACAGGGACUUGGCUGCUCGGAACGUGCUGGUCAAGAGUCCCAACCAUGUCAAAAUUACAGACUUCGGGCUGGCUCGGCUGCUGGACAUUGACGAGACAGAGUACCAUGCAGAUGGGGGCAAGGUGCCCAUCAAGUGGAUGGCGCUGGAGUCCAUUCUCCGCCGGCGGUUCACCCACCAGAGUGAUGUGUGGAGUUAUGGUGUGACUGUGUGGGAGCUGAUGACUUUUGGGGCCAAACCUUACGAUGGGAUCCCAGCCCGGGAGAUCCCUGACCUGCUGGAAAAGGGGGAGCGGCUGCCCCAGCCCCCCAUCUGCACCAUUGAUGUCUACAUGAUCAUGGUCAAAUGUUGGAUGAUUGACUCUGAAUGUCGGCCGAGAUUCCGGGAGUUGGUGUCUGAAUUCUCCCGCAUGGCCAGGGACCCCCAGCGCUUUGUGGUCAUCCAGAAUGAGGACUUGGGCCCAGCCAGUCCCUUGGACAGCACCUUCUACCGCUCACUGCUGGAGGACGAUGACAUGGGGGACCUGGUGGAUGCUGAGGAGUAUCUGGUACCCCAGCAGGGCUUCUUCUGUCCAGACCCUGCCCCGGGCGCUGGGGGCAUGGUCCACCACAGGCACCGCAGCUCAUCUACCAGGAGUGGCGGUGGGGACCUGACACUAGGGCUGGAGCCCUCUGAAGAGGAGGCCCCCAGGUCUCCACUGGCACCCUCCGAAGGGGCUGGCUCCGAUGUAUUUGAUGGUGACCUGGGAAUGGGGGCAGCCAAGGGGCUGCAAAGCCUCCCCACACAUGACCCCAGCCCUCUACAGCGGUACAGUGAGGACCCCACAGUACCCCUGCCCUCUGAGACUGAUGGCUACGUUGCCCCCCUGACCUGCAGCCCCCAGCCCGAAUAUGUGAACCAGCCAGAUGUUCGGCCCCAGCCCCCUUCGCCCCGAGAGGGCCCUCUGCCUGCUGCCCGACCUGCUGGUGCCACUCUGGAAAGGCCCAAGACUCUCUCCCCAGGGAAGAAUGGGGUCGUCAAAGACGUUUUUGCCUUUGGGGGUGCCGUGGAGAACCCCGAGUACUUGACACCCCAGGGAGGAGCUGCCCCUCAGCCCCACCCUCCUCCUGCCUUCAGCCCAGCCUUCGACAACCUCUAUUACUGGGACCAGGACCCACCAGAGCGGGGGGCUCCACCCAGCACCUUCAAAGGGACACCUACGGCAGAGAACCCAGAGUACCUGGGUCUGGACGUGCCAGUGUGAACCAGAAGGCCAAGUCCGCAGAAGCCCUGAUGUGUCCUCAGGGAGCAGGGAAGGCCUGACUUCUGCUGGCAUCAAGAGGCGGGAGGGCCCUCCGACCACUUCCAGGGGAACCUGCCAUGCCAGGAACCUGUCCUAAGGAACCUUCCUUCCUGCUUGAGUUGCCAGAUGGCUGGAAGGGGUCCAGCCUCGUUGGAAGAGGAACAGCACUGGGGAGUCUUUGUGGAUUCUGAGGCCCUGCCCAAUGAGACUCUAGGGUCCAGUGGAUGCCACAGCCCAGCUUGGCCCUUUCCUUCCAGAUCCUGGGUACUGAAAGCCUUAGGGAAGCUGGCCUGAGAGGGGAAGUGGCCCUAAGGGAGUGUCUAAGAACAAGAGCGACCCAUUCAGAGACUGUCCCUGAAACCUAGUACUGCCCCCCAUGAGGAAGGAACAGCAAUGGUGUCAGUAUCCAGGCUUUGUACAGAGUGCUUUUCUGUUUAGUUUUUACUUUUUUUGUUUUGUUUUUUUAAAGAUGAAAUAAAGACCCAGGGGGAGAAUGGGUGUUGUAUGGGGAGGCAAGUGUGGGGGGUCCUUCUCCACACCCACUUUAUCCAUUUGCAAAUAUAUUUUGGAAAACA
Messenger RNA from Gorilla gorilla gorilla (western lowland gorilla), 4812 nucleotides. RefSeq names its product erb-b2 receptor tyrosine kinase 2 (gene ERBB2). The record is from RefSeq and is a predicted model, not a curated record. The transcript is spliced from 30 exons. Bases 395 to 4198 code for a protein of 1267 amino acids. Gene Ontology annotation, molecular function: transmembrane receptor protein tyrosine kinase activity; ATP binding. Gene Ontology annotation, cellular component: plasma membrane; signaling receptor complex; basal plasma membrane. Lineage: Eukaryota; Metazoa; Chordata; Mammalia; Primates; Hominidae. Gene Ontology annotation, biological process: negative regulation of apoptotic process; cell surface receptor protein tyrosine kinase signaling pathway; positive regulation of cell population proliferation.